Messenger RNA from Lucilia cuprina (Australian sheep blowfly), 1470 nucleotides. Its product is annotated as matrix metalloproteinase-17-like. Gene Ontology annotation, molecular function: zinc ion binding; metalloendopeptidase activity. Bases 1 to 1470 code for a protein of 489 amino acids. Lineage: Eukaryota; Metazoa; Arthropoda; Insecta; Diptera; Calliphoridae. Gene Ontology annotation, biological process: proteolysis; extracellular matrix organization; collagen catabolic process. Gene Ontology annotation, cellular component: extracellular matrix. The record is from RefSeq and is a predicted model, not a curated record. The transcript is spliced from 8 exons.
AUGAGACGUUUUGGCUACUUGGAUCAAAAUCCCGAUGAUUCAGAGGCUUUGUAUCAUGAAAGUGCCAUAGUGGAAGCUAUUAAAAAUAUACAAAAAUAUGGUGCCUUAAAUCAAACCGGUAGACUAGAUGCCCAAACUUUAGAUCUGUUUACUAAACCCCGCUGUGGUGUACCCGAUAUCGAAGGCAAGCCAUAUUAUCUAAGACAACAACCGGUUAUUACUGCUAAAAGCGCAAGUUUGAUAUCGAGAAAGAAACGCUUUAUCUUUGGAGCAAAAACUUGGAGUAAGAGGAAUAUCAAAUAUUUAAUCGGUAAUUGGUCCCUCAAAAUACCACGCGAACAAGUGGAGAGAGAUAUAGCAAGAGCCUUAAAUGUCUGGUCUCAAUACAGUAACCUUAAAUUCCACCGAGUUGAGGACACAUCAGCCGAUAUAAUAGUGGGUUUUGGAGCCCACUAUCAUGGAGACAAUUAUCCCUUUGAUGGUCCGGGAAAUAUAUUGGCCCACGCCUUCUAUCCCUAUGAAAUGGGUUCUUGGGGUGGUGAUAUCCAUUUUGAUGAAGAUGAAAAUUGGAAAGAAAAUUCCACUGACUUGGCAAGAGGUGUAGAUUUUUAUACAGUAGCGUUACAUGAACUAGGCCACAGUUUGGGAUUGGCCCAUUCGCCUGUCUUUAAUUCUAUAAUGUUUCCCUACUACAAAGGACCUGAACAUAAUGUUUUGGAUUAUGAUGAUACCUUAGCCAUGUAUAAUGCCUACUUGAAUAAAAAACUGGAUGAUGAUGUGAUUAGAGAAAAUUAUGAAGAAGAUGAUGAUGACGCUGAGGAGGAUUAUGAUACUUCUGGGACGAAUACAGAAACUGAGCAAACUACAGAAAUAUCUACAACACCUUAUUUUAAGGAGUUCAAUAAAAGGAAUGAAGAGUUACCAGAAUUCACUACUGUCUCCUCUAAUCUAAACGUGGAAAAAUCUUAUCACUCUCCCAUACCUAAUGUCUGUGAGGGCCGCUUUAAUGCUGUGUGUUAUUUUAAUAAUUCUAUGCACAUUUUCAAAGGAGAAUAUGUUUGGAAAUUAUCUCCCAACUAUAGAGUGGUAAUGGGUUAUCCUAAGAAGCUACAUAAUGUGUUUAGCCAACUGCCUUUAAAUAUUAAACAUAUUGAUGCUUGCUAUGAGCGAAGUGAUAAAACUUUAGUAAUAUUUUCAGGAAAUCAUAUUUGGUUUUAUAAAGAUGACAACUUUUCCGAAAAUAGCCCCAUAUCAUUAACAGAUCUCUUGGGUAACUCUAUGGGAAGGGAGAAAGUUAAUGCUGUCUUACUGUGGCCCAAAAACAAUCGAACUUACAUCUUUGCUGAUACAUUAUUUUGGCGCUAUAACGAUGAAUUGCAAGCAAUGGAUACAGGUUAUCCAAAGACAAUGCAACGUUGGCCCGGCAUACCAGAUAAUAUUGAUGCAGCUGCUACUCUGCCCAAUGGUUAG